ACCCCCGGGACAAAGAACGACCAGCAACUGGACCUUGAAGAACAGAGGCUCGAGUCUCACACCGAUACAUAUACUUAAACUGAAGCGCAAAUUGAUCGCCUUUUUUUGAAAUUCAAGGAAUUAUUCGUAAAACAGAAAGAAUGAAGUCCCAGAUGAUCUCCCUCGCGACCUCCACCUGCUCUCACCUCCUCCGGUCCCAAAGCAGGCUCCCCGGAAGGGCGCUCUCUCGCCCCAUCACCACCAAGUCGAAGACGAGAGGUCCCGCCUCAGCCUUGGUACAGAGGUUAGUCAAAAUCCUCGACCUUGAGACGGAGGGCCACGUGAUCGAGUCUCAGUUCCCGGAUGUCCCUCUGCCGCAGUCGCCGCUGACGCCCAUCGUGUUCGAGGAAGCCAGCAAAUGGGGACACAAGACAGCCACCGAGUGCGGCUACACCGGCAGGAGCUACACGUACUCGCAGCUCGUGGACGGGAUCAUGCGGUGGGGCGGGAUGCUGCAGCGGAUGGCCACCGACCUGGCCAACCCAGGGACCGUGGCCAUCCUCGCGCCCAACUGCCCCGAAUACCCCAUCGUGUUCUUCGGUUCCAUCGGCGUCGGAGCCACUGUCACGACCGUCAACGCCGCCUACACGCCAGAGGAGAUCGCGCGCCACCUGGACGACAGCGGCGCGAACCUGCUGGUGGUCGAGGGCGUGAUGGAGCCUCUCGCCGAGGCUGCCCUCAAGGUCCUUAAGCGGGAGAUCCCUGUGGUGGUGAACGGCCCCUCAGCCAACGCCCGGCCCAACCUGAGGGAGAUUAUCGCCGACAGCAACACGCCCUUCGCUGAUUUCGUUGACGUGCCCUUAGACCGCGUGGCAGCUCUCCCUUACUCCAGCGGCACGACUGGGAAACCGAAGGGCGUGUCCCUCACCCACGCGGCCAUCGCCAACAACAUCGCCAUGUACCACAACCCGCAAACGAUCAACGCCGAGAAAGCGGAAGGUGAGGGAGAGAGAUUUGGGUUCUGUUCUUUAUUUAACCUAUUGCUUGGGUUAAGGUUUGUCUUUAAAUUGAACAUCCCUUCGCUUGUCAGAUCUGUGUAAUAUUAGUAAAGGGUUUUAGUUCUGCCAACUGCGUGCGUUACAUCAUGGAUUUUAC
This is a messenger RNA of Penaeus indicus, 1134 nucleotides long. RefSeq lists its product as uncharacterized. NCBI's taxonomy places the organism in Eukaryota, Metazoa, Arthropoda, Malacostraca, Decapoda, Penaeidae. Gene Ontology annotation, biological process: long-chain fatty acid metabolic process; fatty-acyl-CoA biosynthetic process. The transcript is spliced from 5 exons. Gene Ontology annotation, molecular function: long-chain fatty acid-CoA ligase activity. The record is from RefSeq and is a predicted model, not a curated record. Bases 141 to 1079 code for a protein of 312 amino acids.